CAAAAUUGGAUGUCAAAUGAAACGGCAAUUACUGUGUCAUGGACGAUGGACAUAUCCGCCGGGUAAUUUAUACUACCUGUGGAUUAUAACAAUACCUUAAUUUAUGGAUGAUUGUAUAUAAACUAGAUGCUCUUUAUAAAGAGGUUUGCGACGUGCGUGAUUUUUACUGUUUCGUAUCGUAUAUUAAAACUUACUUAACUCAAACAAAGGUUUAGGUUUAGGACUAGUGAAAUAUUGUAGAGCUUUUGUUUCGAAAGUUAUUUAAGAAUAUGCAUUUUCGAAAAUAUUCCAAAAGGCAAAAGUAACUACAUAUUAUGUAUAAUAUAAAGUACCAACAGAUUUUGUUAUUAUGAGCCUUCUUGAAAACGUAUCUUGAAAAUGUACUCUAUAACUGUUUUUAGACUUGUCAUUUUCAUUCAAAUCUUUAUCUUCACCGAAGCGAACAAUAAAUGUGCAGUAACGCCUAAAAUCCCAAAAUACCACCUACUAGAGAAGUGCCAUAGAUCAACAUUAGGUGUCGCCGCACGUGCGAACUACGAAUCUCUUACAAGCUGCUUCCGACUGGGCAUUGAGAAGAAGGCUUUGGCACUAAACUUUAGCCCCAAACAUGCAUGGAAUAGUUCCCUUGAGUAUUCUUGUGAAGUGCUAAAGUGUGCGGAGUCGGAAGGCGGUUUGUCGCUGAGUAAUGAUACGAGAUACGACUAUUACAGUAUUUAUGCCAAGCCUAUACCUAAUGUUAACACGACGUGCGUACCAGCCUCAGGAAUGUUUUACUUACUGGACAACCAGUUGAACUAUACGCAAGCUCAGAACAAAUGUGAAAACAUGAGUGGCGUACUAGCAGAUGUUACUAGCGAGCAACGCACGGACGCGCUUGCGCAAGUACUAAUCAAUGCUAACUUGGCAGCCGCUUAUGUUGGACUUACUAAAAACAACGGCUCUUCUUUUUAUAGUUUGAAUGGAAAUUCUCUGGAUUGCACAACAUAUAGAGCGUGGGCUCCAGGCCAUCCGCGAAAUAACCCUAAUUACAAUUGUGUUGUAUUGACCAAGCAGCACACAUGGCGAACUACAAGAUGUAAUAACGCAUUCCCAUCCUUAUGCGAACUUUUUCCAAAUGGUCCAUACAAAAAAGGUUCUAUAUUUACCAAUAUCGGAAAUGAAACAACAUCUUUCAACGAAUACCAUGAAAAUGAUGAUGCAGCCAACAUCACAUCUUCAAUGUUUAAUUUCCUUUAAUACAAAUUAUAUACACAUUCAACUAUGAAUUUUCCUAUGAA
Molecule: messenger RNA, 1277 nt
Organism: Colias croceus (clouded yellow)
Lineage: Eukaryota; Metazoa; Arthropoda; Insecta; Lepidoptera; Pieridae
Gene: CTL6
Exons: 4
Coding region: 379-1236 (285 amino acids)
Source: RefSeq, a predicted model, not a curated record